AUGGCUGAUCCUCACAAUUCGCGACUGCCAUCAGUGGCAUCGAGCAGCACCACGGCCCAGGCUUCCACUGACAUUAUGGCCAACGCACAAGUGCCCACCUUUGCGAACAUUGAGGAUCGAGUCAAGGCCAAGGAGAGGAUUCGUGAAUUGGGCAUCCAACGUCUUCAGGACAUUCAAGAAAUUCUCAAGAACGAUCAAGCAGGAAAAUUGCAAGAAGUUGGGGAUUGGAUUGCCAGCCUUGCAAUCCUCCUGGAAGCUCAUAUGUCUCGGGAAAUUCUCGUGGGCAUCCUUGGAGAGACAGGUAUGGGCAAGAGUUCCUUGUUAAACGCCCUUCUUGGUAGCAACAUUGGGCCUACCAGCCAGUCAGAAGCAUGCACAGCAGCCGUGUGCAUUUUCGCUUGGAGCUCUGACCUCGACAAGAAAUCGUUCUCUGCCCAGAUCACAUUCAAGAACAGGGAGACAGUGGAAGCAGACUUGUAUGCUUUCAAAGAGGAAUGGGCCGAAAUCGAGGAAGCCGAGAACACGAACGGAGAUGACCAAGACGAAAACUAUGAGAUCCGCCUCGCUGAAAUCAACCAGAAAGUCACUCACGUACAGAAUUGGUCUGGUCUCGCGAAAGCGCAGAUUCACGCAUUAUCACCCAAGAUGAUCCUGAAGCGAUCCAACGCUUUCGCGAAGUUUUUCAGAAACGGACGAGGCGAAAAAACUGAAAACAGUCACGAGAAAAUCUCUCCCACCAACCGCACCAACUUUCUCAAUCAGCUGAAGCCUUACGUGGACAGCUCCAAGUCGGCUGAUACCAAGUCUCCUAGAUACUGGCCCUUGGUGGAGAAGGUGGAAAUCUUCCUCAGCUGCGAAAUUCUUCGCCACGGCGUCAAACUGGUUGAUCUACCCGGCUCGCAGGACGCCCUUUCAUGGCGCUCUCAGGUUGCUGAGAACUAUCGCAGUCAACUCGACAAGAGAAUUGUGGUGGCUCCCGCUACACGAGCCGCCGAUAACAAAGCUGCAUCGGAUUUUAUCUUCUCCAAGCAAGACUCAGAUGAGUUGCUGAUGAACGACAUGAUGAAGAGCGAAUCGCUCUGCGUUGUUGUCACCAAGGUUGACGAGAUCGACUGCAACUCUGCCGAGAGCGAGUUUCCAAAUGAGAACAUCAUCCAAGUUUGCGAAGCUCUUAACAAUCUCGAGGAAGCCGAGGAAGAGCUUACAGAAGAGGAUGAAGACGCAAGCUACCAACAUGAAGGGAAAGGCAAAGGCGUUGCUCAAAAGUCUAUCCUGGACAAAGAAACCAGGGCUCACGUUUUGGAAAGCGGGAAGAUUGACAGUUCUUUGAGCGAAGACGAUCUCAGAUUCCUUCUCAAGCAUCUUUGCAUAGAGGCCCGAAACACUCAGCUGAAAAAGAUAAUCAACGAUCAUCUACUCGAGGCGAUGAGUAAGGAGUCGAAGGAUGGUGAAGCAGCCUCAGCAGCCCUGCCCUGUGUCUUGCCGGUUUCCAGUAAAGCCUUUCAAGAUUUCAAGCGAAAGAAAAGAACACUUGAUUCGUACGGAUUCCCGGACAGGGAGUCUACUGGAAUUCCAGCCUUGAGAGAAUGGCUGGAUCGCGUUUCUCUGCAUCACCGAGAGGAAUGGGCGGAUUUCGACAUACACCAUAUCCGGGUGCUGCUCGAUGCAGCUCAUGCGUGGAUACACGGUGAUGACAUGAAUCUCCCUUCUCUGGAUGAGAGCGAGAAAACAAGAGUACAAAUGAGAUGCGAGCUCAUCUCGAAAAGGCUGAAGGAGAUCGUCAACGCGAGAGUGCGGACUCGGCUUCGCAUCAAUUUGAGCAAUAUGAAACCUUUCCGAGACAGUCCCUUGAUCAAGGGAAGACUUGGAAAACAUUCAAAGCAAGGCGGCGGGCAAUUGAGGAAGGCCAGCGAGAUCCUUCGAAGGUCUGCCAAAGGGUGGAGGCUGAAGAACCCUUGGGGCAGCAUGCAAGCCGCAGAUAAAAACGACUACGUUUACUGGUCUACAUACAAGGCAAGCGUCAAGCGAUAUGGAGGUCUUUUCGUCCGACCUGCAAGGAAGGGCCAGGCCAAGUCACACAUUCACUGGAUGGCCGAUGUGCAACAUGCAUUCUGGAGGGGCCACCAUGAGAAGUGGAAACAUGAAUUCACACAGCGACUUCCUGGUAUGAAGCCCAGAGUCCAAUGUGCUGGUCGCAAGGCUUUCGACAGUUGGAUCAAGGACAUCUACGACGACGACACUCUGCCAGGCCCUUACAGAGAUCUGAUCAAAGGGGGCAUGUACAGGUUUGAGAACCUAUUCAACAAGUACAUCUCAGAGAUCAGGAGUCGCAUCGACACUUUCCUCGUGACUUCCCGAGGAAAGAGGAUUACCUUGGCUCGUCUUCUAGCUGAGGACAUGCGACCUGGCUUUGAAGCCGCGGCGGCUCACACGGGCAAAGGAAUUUUGAAGAAGCAGGCUGGUGAAGUCGAGAACCAUGUGGAUGCAGUCAGCUUCACAAUGUUUGAGAGAGCCCGCAAUGAGCUGGAAGAGGAGCUCGCCCAAGAGCUCAAGCAAGUCUCAAAAGACAUGAACCUCUAUUGGGUUGAUAAGAAAACUGGCUGCUGGACUCUCAUCACGAACGAACUGAAGCGCAUGGCCAGGCGCCUUUGCGCCGACAAGGCCAUGAGAAGUCUGACCCCGAAGAUUGGCGAGGAGACCAAGCUUCAACUUUCUGCUCUUAUUGAGGAAUGGAGAGAGGAAUUCGAUGGUGUUCAAGCCCGACUGCCUCAGCAGGAAAUGGCUGAUGAUUUCGAAGAUGACCCGGAUGAAGAUCCCAACAUCAAGUUGGAAGAGGAUGAAGAGACUGGCGAGCUUUACGAGACGUUCGCGCCGGUGAUGGUCAAGAGCGAGCCAAUGACCAACUAG
This is a messenger RNA of Colletotrichum karsti, 2907 nucleotides long. RefSeq lists its product as uncharacterized. The record is from RefSeq and is a predicted model, not a curated record. The coding region runs from base 1 to 2907 and encodes 968 amino acids. The transcript is spliced from 5 exons. NCBI's taxonomy places the organism in Eukaryota, Fungi, Ascomycota, Sordariomycetes, Glomerellales, Glomerellaceae.